AUUUUUGAACAAAUCACUAUCAUUUCACGUUCGAGAAUGUGCCUUUUUUAGUGUUUAUCAAUUUUUUUUUGUUCUUCUCUAAAGUGGAAAAAUAACAAAGUGACUUGCAUGUUCAAAUAUUUUCAGAUAUUAACAGCUCCUGUCGAAAACGUGCGGUAGAAGAAGGUCGAAAGUGCAGAAAAUCAUGCUCAGAUGACAGCGAGUGUACGUCAAAAGGUGGACUAAAGAAAUGCAGAUGUGAUGGUGCAUGUGGUAUGACCUGUUUCAAUCCAGAUGCUCCGUGCUUAUCAGAACCAGCUGUUAUUCCAAACGGUUCUAGAACUUGGAACAAACUUACUAUGGGAGGGAAGGCAACUUACCGAUGUAACACUGGGUUUAUAUUAAAAGGCGAUUUUAAAACCGUUUGCUGUGCUGACAAGGAAUGGCACGGUCCACCACCUACAUGUGAAGCUGGAUGUUUGUUACCAUCAAACAUGGGAAAUUCGUUUCCUAAUGUUUUAGAAGAAACUGCAGAAGUUGGUGAAGUAAUUCCUUUCAUGUGUAAUACAGGUUAUCAUAUGACCGGUGAAGGCGAUCGAACUUGUCAAGUAAAUGGUCAAAUGUCCCGUGCGGAAUAUUCGUGUAGUAUUCAAGUAUGCGACACUCCACCAACAGUUAGUAAUGGACACAUAAGCAUGGAAACUUCAUUUACCUUUGGAUCAACUGUAAAGCUAGUUUGUAACACCGGGUAUGAACCUGAAUCAGAAGUCACCACCCUUCAAUGUCGUGCCGGAGCUUUUAAUUCUGCUAGUGGAAAAUGGUCACCUGCCGAUCAUUUUCCAGAAUGCACAGCGGUAAAGUGCGGUUAUCCCCGUGAUCCAAAAAACGGCCGAGUAUUGCAUAGAGACGGUAAUUGGGAAUAUGGAAAUCGAAUUACGUACAAUUGCAAUACUGGUUAUAAAUUAAUUGGGAAUGAUAUAGCAAGCUGCGGAGCUGAUGCAACAUGGGGUGAUUUGCCGUUUUGCGAGAUCGACCCUAACUGUGGUUUUGAAGAGUUUUCUGAACCUACAUGUGGCUAUUCAAAUCCAUAUCCACGAUGGGAACGAAUAUAUGCCGAAUCACAAUACGAUGGAAUCCCUGGUUUCAUUAUUCGUGCUACCACAAGUGGAACAGAAUUGAUAUCAGCUGAAAUACCUGAUGACUGGAGUUCUGGGAAGAUGUGCUUACAGUUUCGUUACAAGUUGUUAGGCAAAUCAAGCCUACUGACUAUAUCAUCAACGUCAACCCCGUUCACAGCAUUUUGGAGAAAUCACGUCAAUGAGGCAAGAAACACUUGGUUGGAUUCUCUGGUGAACAUUGAUUCAUCAACAUCUAUCCAAUACAAAUUUGAAGCAAAUCAACCAACAGUUGAAUUGGAUGAUGUUCAAGUAAAAAAAAGUGAUUGUUUUGAACAUUGUAAGAGUUACAUUUGUCACAAUGGCGGAUCCUGCGUGAAUAGAGCAAACGAUUACACAUGCUUCUGCACAGUUGAUUUUGAAGGAAAAACAUGUGAUAAAGAUUUGAAAUGCGUCAAACCAGCCGAAUGGAUUCAGAAUGGUCAAUUAUUACGCAGCGAUACUAGGCCUCAUAAUCUGUAUAUUCCGGGAACAACUGUUACAUAUGGCUGCAACGCUAAGUUUAAAAUAUUUGGCAAAAAUGAUAUUCAAACAGAAGAAACAAUUACUUGCACAAAAGAUAGUUGGGGAGGUGACAGUUUCUGGCGAAGAAAUCCCAGGGACAUUAGAUGCAUAUGUAAGUAUAAUGAUGAAAAACCUAAAACACUCAAAAAUUAA
This is a messenger RNA of Styela clava, 1811 nucleotides long. The record is from RefSeq and is a predicted model, not a curated record. Lineage: Eukaryota; Metazoa; Chordata; Ascidiacea; Stolidobranchia; Styelidae.